Messenger RNA from Porites evermanni, 4107 nucleotides. Lineage: Eukaryota; Metazoa; Cnidaria; Anthozoa; Scleractinia; Poritidae. The record is from the annotation of a GenBank genome assembly.
AUGAAGGCCGAUGGUACAUGGGGUGAUCACGUGAUUCUCCAUGGUGCGGCAAAUUGCUUUGAUACCUGCAUUCACGUGAUCAGCAGUCAUCAUCGUGAUGUACUGAUUAACCCACAACGUGAAGAUGUCGACGGUAACCGGCUUGUACUGGGACACUUAUGUGAGCUUCACUAUGUUAGCCUUAUUCCACGUAAAUAACCUGAAGGUAAUUCACCUCUUGCCUUGUAAUGUUAGAUUUAAAAAGACACUUUAACAAAUAGAAGUUGUUGUUGUUUUGAAGUGGCAGUAUGUUAUGUCAAAUUUUUGCCGCCUGUCGGAAGUCUUCGUUGUAGUCAUUUAUUUAGUAACGACCUGUGCAGAAGGAACAUAUCUCCACAGCGUUCUGAGCCCUUUUGUUAAAACUUAUGAUUUUAUUUUGGCCAACAAGCCCAAAAAUAGAACGGAAGUAAAUCUGUCAAGCAAACUACAAAAACUUGGUUUCCCAUUGUCACACUUUGUUUUCUCCGUUCAAAAAACUCGCAGUCUUAUAUUAUCAGCUUUAAAAACUCUCCGCCUCGCCUCGCAUUUUUAUCCUGAUAAUACAAGACUGCGAGUUUUUUGAACGGCUUCAAAAUCUCUGAUAAAGAUCAACUCAUUCUUGCACUAAUAUUUAGAUUUGGGGUUGUCUUGGUUUAAAAUAAUAAAACCUAAAGUUUAGCCCGGUCUUUAUCAGAUAUAAAGACACUCAUUAAACAUUUAUUUCUUUUGUUUUUUUCUUAUGAAUUAUUAAUCGAUUUUGGAAUUUUCAUCUCGCGACAUAUUAAGGCAAACGACUCAUAAAAAACAACUCUAGGUUAUGAAUACAUCAUUACUUUUUAGACUUAUGGACAGUAAAGCGCCAGAAACGCAGAUUAGAAACGGACGAAGAUGAUGCUCAUUUGGAUUGGGGUAAGGAUACAGUAAUGAUUUUUGGUAUCAGAAAGGUAGAUUUGCUACAAGUCGCCUCUCAUAAGUUCUUAAAAGUGAGCGAAGUGAGCUUCAAUGCAUGAGGUCGCGGGUUAUCAGCCGAAGCCGAAGGCUGAGGCCGAUAAACCUUUACUGAGACCUUGAUCAUUCUGAAUAUCACAAAAACCGGAUCUAAUAAUUGUUUUAUUAUACAUUGAACGAAUCCUUUCUUUCUCGCUGCGACAUGAAAUGUUUUCACAGUUUGUGCCAACUCUUCCUUUUCCUCAAGUUCUCUCAGUUUUUUAUCUUUCACAUAAUCAACAAACAGCUCCUUUGCCACCUUCGUCGACCUUUUUGUGUUUGUGAGUCCUUGUGUUCAACUUUUUUUUUCGAUGUCUUGCUGGGUCAACGAAGCAAACCUGGAAGUCUAGUUUUUGCUUCUUCACUGACGGCAAGCAACACAAAGCGCGCGAACUUGACAUGAUUACCUUUAGAAAUCAUUCACCGCGGUCAUACAUGACAUGAUUACCCGUGACCUUGAGUGUCCUUGACAUGAUUUUUGUAUAAUCUGCAGCUAGAUGAUGUCCCAGGCGCUGAUUUCGAAAAUUCCCUGUACGCUUUCGGCCAAUUAGAAAAGAGAUAGUGAGUUGUAUGUAUAAUAAUGGCAAAUGUCUGUUAUUUUUUGUUAUCUAAAGGUGGAGAGAAAAACAAGAAACACAAAUCAGGCAAGAAGUAGAUGUUAGCAGUGAGACAGAUACAGAAUGGUACCCGGUAAAAACGGCGGGGAUUAAAAGAAGUAAAUAGUUUUAUAUUUUUCUAAAGAUUUACGCAUAAAUUAAUAUUCAUAUUUGACAGGGUCGAAAAAGCUUGUUUUUUUCUGUUGGUGUUUGCAUUUUCCCACAUUGCCAGUGUGAAAAAUGUAAAAAUGCAAAAAACAAAACUUCUUUCUUUACAGUGAAUUAAUAAUAAUGAUAAUGACGUUUAUUAUUGGGAUGUUUCGUAGCAAACUGUAUAGCUUUUUAGCAAAAUGUGAUGAUAAAAUAGAUGUUCACGGCAUAUAAUUUAUUGGAAAAGAAACAUUCACGAUAGUAAUGUCACUAUUUUUAGUUGAAUUAUAGCAACUAAAUUUUUUAACAAAUUACUCCUGUAUCAGGAUGUUCAUUACGAAUCUUUGUAUAUAUUUAUUUGUUCUUAAUUGUGAUGUUUCUUAUUAGACUGUAGAGCUUUUAGCCAAAUAUUUGUUUAAAAUGAAGACUUUAAAAAUUUAUUUGAAAAGUGACGUUCAUGUUAGUUUAGGGUGUUUCUUACCAACCUGUAAAUAUUUUUAGUUGAAUUAUAGCCUUUAGUUAGAACUUUUUAUAUGGGAUCUAUCUUGUAUCAGGAUGUUCAGUCAUCACCAAUCUCUAUAUACAUGUAUAUUUAUUUCGUCAUUGGGAUAUCUCCUGUCAAACUGAAGCGUUUUUAGCUCAGAAUUGUAAAAACAAUAUUCCUUCAGAAUUUAUUGGAACCGUUUGGCUUUAUGGAAACUGCCUGUAUCAAGUUGUUUCUCGCCAGUCUCUGUAUAUUUUUCAGUUUAAAAUACUGUUGAUUUGAAUUUGCUAGAGUUCUUUUCUGUCAGGCGAAGUUCCUGAUCAGCCACGAUAAAAAUUUAUCUUAUUUCCUAAAUGUCAUUCAUGUCUCAGUGAAUGAACGUUACUUUCCAAUCUGACAAAAUAUCUUCCGUUUAAUGAUGUUCCAUAAGAAUUUAUCCAUAAGGAAUAGCUAUGAUAAUUGUCUUUCUCUCGAUGUCCAUUAGGCCCCAUCCACACGUAUGGGGAUAUUUUUUAAUCCGAAACUUUUUCUUUCCGGAGACGGCUUUCGUCCACGCGUAUCCGGUGUAUCCGGCAGAGGAAUCCGCAACUUUUUUGCAUACGCUCUCCAGAGUGGAAAUUUUUGAAUCCGCUUUAAAUCUGUAUCCGGAAACGGUUAUUAGUUACUGCUAAUGAACAGCACGUGCAACAAUUUUACCAACUGGAUCUGAAUCCAGACAGCAAACUUAAUGUUUUGGAAGAAAAUCAAACAUACAUACAUGAGGCAGGUAUAAUCUAUCUAAGUCCACUAAAAAGUUAACGUUGGUAGUGAAUUGAAACGGUAGUAUUCUGAAUACAUCACUAGAUAUAUACAGAUAUAUAUGCUUAAGGCGUCUGAAUGGGCUCAGACCCUAAUACGAAUAAAUAAAGGUCUUUCUCUCUUGCACAAAACACGCUGACGACUGUUGUAACCCACUGCUAAUGAACACUGCAACAAAUUUAUCCUAGAACCUGGAUGGGAAUCAAGAGGGCCACCUUAAUUUUUUUUAAUAAUACGUAAACAGAGAGGUAUGAAUAAUCACAUCUGCAUCACUAACAUCAAAGCUAACACUGGUGAUAAAUUUUAAUCGUACCAUUAUGAAUACUCACCACUUCAUAAUGAAGUAAUUACGUACUAUUCGUAACGUAUGAUUAUCGUAUUGUCAAUCAUAAUUUGCUCGCCAGGUGACGGAAGUUGCAUUUUUGUUCAAAGUGAGAAACUUAAUCUUCAUAGGGAAGCGAGUACAUGUACGAUCAGAGUAAUGUUACUAAAAACACUCUUAACUGUUAUUGGUCACUCCUAAUGAACAGUGAACUACCAACGUCACCCUCUGGGUCUUCUCGAUGCCAAUAUGGUGACGGUAGGAGAGAAGACCCUCUCACACAGCCAAACUUAAACAAUCGCUGAUUGGUUCCCUCUAAAUUUUAAGUUUCAUUCUUACAUGGACGUCGAUUGGUCGACACCUCUCUUUAGAGUUCUUUCUCGACAGUUGCUCGCCAAAUAAAUUGCAAAUUGCAAUCCCCGUACGCAUGAAACUCAAAAUAGUGUGUCACUCAAUGUACUUGAAACCAGUUCCAAGCCGCUGCCAUUUGGGUGUUCAGUGGUGAAAGCUUCGAGAACAACUUGCAAUGGUGAUGCCAAAAUAAAAUGAUCAUAUUGAUGCUCUAGUAAACCGAAGAGAAGUUCAAGACCUUUGAGCAGGAUGUGGUUGUUUUCUUUUGUUAUUUCGAAGAUCACCGAUCCAGAAUCCCCAUCUGCUGCAAAACGCCUUGUCCCCUGUUGGAUGCACAGGCACCUUUUAAACCUUUUCGAUUUGGUCGCCAUGGCUACAGUGACGAGGUGCUCCACUUUUAA